Molecule: messenger RNA, 939 nt
Organism: Torulaspora globosa
Lineage: Eukaryota; Fungi; Ascomycota; Saccharomycetes; Saccharomycetales; Saccharomycetaceae
Gene: MPD1
Product: protein disulfide isomerase MPD1
Exons: 1
Coding region: 1-939 (312 amino acids)
Biological process (GO): response to endoplasmic reticulum stress
Cellular component (GO): endoplasmic reticulum lumen
Molecular function (GO): protein disulfide isomerase activity; protein-disulfide reductase activity
Source: RefSeq, a predicted model, not a curated record
AUGCGGCUGUUGGAGUGGUUAGUUUGGUCGUGGUUCGGGUUGCAAGCCACUGUGUUGGCUCAGAACCUGUACGAUUCGGAUCCGCACAUCAUAGAACUGACGCCCAAGAGCUUCGACAAGGUGGUUCAUGGGACGAAUUACACGACGCUGGUGGAGUUUUAUGCCCCAUGGUGUGGCUACUGCCAGCAAUUGAAGGGUAUCAUGAAGAAGGCCGGCAAGGUGCUGGACGGCGUAGCACAGGUUGCGUCGGUGAACUGUGACGUGGCGAAGAAUAAGAAACUGUGCGGCCAGUACAAGGUGCAGGGUUUCCCCACGCUCAUGGUGUUCAGGCCGCCCAAAGUGGACGUCAGCAAGCCCGUUUCCGAGAGGCUGCAGCUGCGGAACCACGCUAGCGAGGUGUACCAGGGUGUCAGAAAACUAAGCCCGAUGGUCGACUUUGUUCUCUCCAGGAUCAAAAACUACGUCAGGAGAAUAAAUGGAACCGGUAAACUGUGCUCUAUCUUGGAGGGACAGGGCAGAAAAUCGCUGGUUUUAUUCUCCAAGCGAGACAAGGUCUCGCCCAUCUACAGGGCUGUUGCUCUCGAUUGGCUGGGCGUCUUUGACUGCUUUACCAUACCCAACUCGAAGCUCAGUGGUCUGGCCGAGGACAACCAGCUCGCGACGACAAACCCACAGAUAUCGCAGUUCUUACAGGAGACGAUCCCCCUCCAGAUGACGAGCGAGGAGAGCAUGCUGGUUGCGUUCGAUACCGCGAACGACCAGUACCAAGUCAUCCAGUGCGACUCGUUCACGAAACCGCAGAUCUCCAGAGCGCUUUCCGCGGCUUUCAACGUCACCCCGAUGGAAGGCCCGCUGAGCAAGAGGGAACAGUACUUGCAUGCCUUGAGGACGGGCAGUAAAAAAUCGCAACCGGCAAAGAAAAUCCACGAUGAGCUAUAG